Molecule: messenger RNA, 4442 nt
Organism: Myripristis murdjan (pinecone soldierfish)
Lineage: Eukaryota; Metazoa; Chordata; Actinopteri; Holocentriformes; Holocentridae
Product: protein Aster-B
Exons: 22
Coding region: 80-2506 (808 amino acids)
Biological process (GO): intracellular sterol transport
Cellular component (GO): endoplasmic reticulum-plasma membrane contact site; plasma membrane; endoplasmic reticulum membrane
Molecular function (GO): cholesterol transfer activity; cholesterol binding
Source: RefSeq, a predicted model, not a curated record
CCUCUCCCUCCAUUUCUCUUUCUUAACCACCCUUCUUCCUUCGCUUAGACAGAGAAAGGAAAAGGGGACACUCGCUGGGAUGAUCCGUUGGGUGAACAGCUCUCUGCUGGGGGCUACGUACGAGGACAUGGUGGUGUUUGAGUGUGUGACGAUGGCCAACGAAGGCUGUCGCUGCCUUGAGGACUGCUAUGGCGAAGCCAUGAGGGACUGUGUUUUUCAGCAUGGCACUGCCAGUAACUCAAACAGGAGCACACCCGCUUGCUCGCCAGUCCUGCGCAAACGCUCACGCUCUCCCACACCACAGAGCCAGGAGGGUGAGAACAUGGUGGAGAAGGGCUCGGACCACUCCUCUGACAAGUCCCCCUCCACACCUGAGCAGGUCGUCCAGAGAACCUACUCCCUGCAGUCGGCACGAAGCGGGGGAAAGAACUCAAAGUCUCACAAGCGACUUUCCAAAUAUGACAGACUAAACCUGAUUAAAAAGAGCCAAAGCUGGUACAACCAUGAAAGACAACACAUCCUGAGAGUGCUGAGCCCAACAUACAAGCAGCGCAAUGAGGACUUUAGGAAACUCUUCAAGCAGCUCCCUGACACAGAGAGACUCAUUGUGGACUACUCGUGUGCUCUGCAGCGGGACAUCCUCCUGCAGGGUCGACUCUACCUCUCUGAGAACUGGAUCUGUUUCUAUAGCAACAUUUUCCGCUGGGAAACGCUGCUGACAGUGCGGCUAAAGGACAUCUGCUCCAUGACAAAAGAGAAGACAGCCCGUCUCAUUCCCAAUGCCAUCCAGGUCUGCACAGACAGUGAAAAGCAUUUUUUCACCUCGUUUGGAGCCAGGGAUAGGACUUACAUGAUGAUGUUCAGACUGUGGCAGAAUGCACUGCUGGACAAGCCCCUGUGCCCCAAGGAGCUGUGGCACUUUGUCCAUCAGUGUUACGGCAAUGAACUUGGCCUUACCAGCGACGAUGAGGACUAUGUUCCCCCUGAUGAUGACUUCAACACCAUGGGGUUCUGUGAAGAGAUUCCCAACGAAGAGAAUGAGAUCAACAAUGACAACUCAUCAAAGAGUAGCGCGGAGGCCAAGCCCGAGGGGAGCCCUCCUCCCCUGCAUAAAAAAGUCAUUCCCAACAGCACCAUCCCAAGCCCAGCCAACAAUGACACUCCUAUCACCUUUGACCUCCCAUCAGAUGAGUAUGCAGACUGCCUGCCAGAUGGAGAGCUGCUGACCGUGCCACUGGUGGUGGAAGAGAAGAGCAACGAGACCAGCGGACCUGGUGGCCCUGUGCCCUCACCCUCACUUGACUUCAAUGACAACGAAGACAUCCCCACCGAGCUCAGCGACUCCUCUGAGACUCAUGACGAGGGUGAGGUACAAGCUUUCCAUGAUGAUCUUAAUGGCAGACAAUACAUCAACGAGGUAUACAAAUUCAGUGUGGACAAGCUAUAUGACAUCCUCUUCACUGAGUCACAGUUCAUGAGUGACUUCAUGGAGCAGCGUAGAUUCUCAGAUGUGGUGUACCACCCGUGGAAGAAGGAGGAUGCAGGGAACCAGACCAGAGAGAUCAUGUACACCAUCUCUUUGUCCAACCCCCUGGCCCCCAAGACAGCCACAGUCACGGAGACACAGACUCUGUACAAGGCCAGUCAGGAGAGUGAGUGCUACAUCAUUGAUGCUGAGGUCAUCACACAUGACGUGCCCUACCACGACUACUUCUACACCCUGAACCGCUACAUGCUAACCAGGGUGGCCAAGAACAAGUGUCGCUUACGGGUAUCGACAGAGCUGCGCUACAGGAAGCAGCCAUGGGGGCUGGUGAAAGGCUUCAUUGAGAAGAACUUCUGGAGCGGGCUGGACGAAAAUUUCCGCCAUCUUGAAGUGGAGCUGUCCAAGGUGGAGGAGCUGCUGACCGAAUCCCACCGCCCAUCUCCCAAGGCCAAGGUGGUGAAGAACUCGAUGGUGAGGCGGAGGAAGAGGCCCCUCCCACACAUGCGUAGCCAGCAUCUGGACGAGGCACUCAGCCCCGUAACCACGCCAACAGAUGAGGACGUGAUCCAGCGGAUCAAACAAGUGGCAGGCUCCACCCAGACCAGACACCAGAGCCCAGAGCACCAUCACCUGCCUGGAGGCCUGGCUCUUUAUAGUGUCUCCAAACUGCUGCUCAUCAUCAGCUUUGUGAUCUGUCUCAGCCUGGUUCUGCUGGUGUUCCUCAACAUGAUGCUCUUCUACAAGCUGUGGAUGCUGGAGUACUCUGCACAGUCGCUCACCACCUGGCAAGGUCUGCGGCUUCAUGAAAGUAAACUGCCUCAGACGCAGAUGGAGUGGGCCCAGCUCCUGGAGUCGCAGCAGCGUUACCAUGACGCCGAGCUGCAGAAAUGGAGAGAGAUCAUCAAGUCGUCAGUGGUGCUACUAGACCAGAUGAAGGACUCUUUGUUGAACCUCCAGCGGGGCAUUGGCUUAAGGGACUACAGCUCUGAGGCUGAGGAGAAGAGAAGUCGCUAUCACUGACACACCACCACUAGGCCAUGAGGGCAUGCUGUGCAAUACAGGACCUGUUUUGUUUGUGUACCAGUAUGCAGGCAACAGCAAGACAGAGACAGGACAAAGGGGGGAGGCGGGACCAAGAGAGAGCUGGCCCAAUAGCGACCAAGGAGGAACAGUGCAAAAAAGUCCCACCCCUCCAGCUCACAGAGGUCACAACUCUGGAAGAGGAAACCAUGGACAGGAAGUGCCCCUAUCACAGACAGGAACUGAGGUGUCCCCAACAGCACUGAGGCAUUGUGGGAAGAUGCUAAGCCUGCACCUUGACCACACCUGUGUGAUAAUCAUUUCCUUCUCCUCUCUUUUAUCUUGAGUUUAUUUCCAAGGGCAUCCUACUGUAAGCCAUGGCUACGUGGAGAGUGGAAGAGAGAAAGAAGGAAACCUGCUGCAUGCGUUUAGUCAACUUAGCUCCCCUCAGUUAGUGUUAUGUGGUUCAAUUCCUGUCUGUGCGUGUCAAAAAAGAAGAACAGGACAAGAGGAGAGACAGAGACAAAAGAAAGGCGGUCCUUUCGAGUCUUAAAGGCUUUCUACACUCUCUCGACUGUUCCAAACCAAUUGUUCCCCCUAGAGGUCCUCGCUGCAGUGUCCCUUUAAUAAAACACCAGUAGAGUCACAGGUCAUCUGAGUGCACUGCAGUGCCAGGAUCAGUACUGAAGGAUGCACAGCAUAGUACUGUAGGAGGGAGCUCAGUUUCACUAAUCAGUCCCUACUGCCUUGUUUUAGCCGGGCCUGUGUGGUCUCUGUCAGGGCUGGCUCCCUGCAUGGCCUCAGGUCAGGCUGCUGUGUUGAAAUAUUUAUUCUCAUUCACUUAUUGGUUCCACUUUUCAUUGCAGUUUGAAUCUAAAGAUUGUGAAAACCCACUGUUUUCUCUUAGGAUUGUUACCUCAAAGCAAAAACAAACAGACGGGAUACAGAGAUGCUAAGAAAUGAAACCCACUCUUAAGGUUUAUGGGAUCACUGAACAGUAUUUUGAACCUUCUCACACAAAUCGUAGGAAUCUGUUUCUACUGUCUAUUGAUCUCUGUGUCUGUUGCCAUUGCUGCUGAAUCCUGGAACAUCUUAAGUUUGUAUUUCUUUGUAUGCACAGUGUUGAUUCCCUUACAAUGCAUAUUUCCCCACCCUUCCGAAAGAGGAGGAAGUGUUAGCCUUGGAGGAAAAAAGACCAGACUUUGAUCUAAGGUUAUCAGUCCUUGAAAAAGGGAUGCUGCAGCCAGACAAGUAGGGAGACCUAUGUUCUUAUGUUUUAUUACUAAACUGUGACUAUAUCUCUUUAAAAUGUUUCAAAUUAGGAAGAAUUCUAUGAAUAUAUUUGAAAUAUAUACAUAUAUUUCAUUAUUUAAUAUAUAUAUUUCAAAAUAUAUAAACAUGACAUAUAUUUAUUGUUAAUUUAUGUAUAUAGGAAAGUUAUCAGAGCUCUAGACCGGUUCAAGAAUUUCUAACAAAAAGUUUUUUUUCUUCUGAAAUGCAUGCCAGAUAUGUCUGUGACAUGUCUAGUGUGCAAGUGUGAGUGUGCAUUUGUGCAAAUACAUUUGCGCAUGUGUGUGUUUGUGCGCGCGAGUGUGCGGGUGUGUGUAUGCAGGUAUGCAUGCAUACAUGUGUGCUGUCAUGUGUAAAGUGUGACAUUUUUACCAUUCCACACUUGUGUGUUUCUCAAGAUUUCAUUUCUGGCACAUGUAGCCAAACUGCCUUUUUUGAUGCUCAUGCGUUUGGAUGCAGCCUUGCAUUAGCCCCACCAGGCUACAGUUUACAAAUGAAGAGUUUUGUUCCAAAAUGAGGUAUCCAACAUUUGAAAAAAAAAAAAAUCUAAUUAAACCUACUUUUACAACAAGAUAAGUUGCAAAAACUUGACCAUUAAUGGUACAGACAGUUAAAAAAAAAAAAAGUUGCUUAAUUCCUUGACAUA